AUGUUCCCCGCUUCAACGCCGCCCAAAUCUCAUCUUGGCCGCUACCGCCUUCUUGCGCCAUCGGCUGGCGUGAAGGUUAGCCCAUUAUGCUUGGGUGCGAUGAACUUUGGAGAAGGCUGGAAGGAGAGGCUAGGUGAAUGUGAUAAGGAAAACUCCUUCAAGAUCCUCGAUACAUUCUACGAGAACGGAGGCAACUUCAUUGACACAGCCAACAACUACCAAAACGGAGACUCUGAACAAUGGCUCGGCGAAUGGAUGAAAUCCCGAGACGUGCGCGACGAGAUUGUUCUGGCAACUAAGUAUACCUCGCCCUUCCAAAAUUACACCAAUAAGGGAAUCCAAGCCAACUACGUCGGCAAUAACUCGAAGAGUCUGAAAACUUCCUUGGAGAGGAGCUUGAAAUUCUUACAGACAGAUUAUAUCGACCUGCUAUAUGUUCACUGGUGGGACUUCAGCACCUCCAUUGAGGAGGUCAUGAUCUCACUUAACCAGCUCGUUACAUCCGGCAAGGUCUUGUACCUGGGAAUUAGCGACACACCAGCGUGGAUUGUCAGCCGUGCGAACCAAUACGCCCGCGAUCACGGCCUACGCCCCUUCAGCGUCUACCAAGGCCAAUGGAACGCAGCCCGACGCGACUUCGAGCGCGAAAUCAUCCCCAUGGUCGCAGCCGAAGGAAUGGGUCUCGCACCCUGGGCCGCCCUCGGCGGCGGCGCAUUCAAAACAACCGCCCAACGUGAAGAGCUUGCAAAGAACGGUAAUCCUGGACGACAGGUCGAGCCGCGAGAGAUCGACGUGGCAGUUUCAAAGGUCUUGGAGAAGGUGGCAGCGCGACACAAUACCGUUAUCACGAGCAUUGCGCUUGCGUACGUCAUGCACAAAGCACCUUAUGUGUAUCCGAUUGUUGGCGGGCGUAAGGUCGAGCAUUUGCAAGGGAAUAUCGAUGCGUUGAAGGUUCAGCUUACCGAGGCGGAUAUUGAGGAGAUUGAGGGUGCUUAUGAGUUUGAUAUUGGGUUCCCCAUGAAUUUCCUCUUCCGCGGUCAGUCUCAGGAGGCGCAUCCCGGUAAUUCGGCCUUCAUGAAUUCUGCGGCUAGGAUUGAUUAUCCUGAUUUGGUGAGGGCUCCUAAGGUUAAGACUUUGGAGGAGGUUUGA
Penicillium waksmanii is the source of this 1149-nucleotide messenger RNA. RefSeq lists its product as uncharacterized. Lineage: Eukaryota; Fungi; Ascomycota; Eurotiomycetes; Eurotiales; Aspergillaceae. The coding region runs from base 1 to 1149 and encodes 382 amino acids. The record is from RefSeq and is a predicted model, not a curated record. The transcript is spliced from 4 exons.